GUGAGUUGGAGCAGACUAUCAAGCAGCUCCGUGCAGUGCAGGAGGAGUACGAGGAGAAAUUCGCCGAGCACGAGGCCGGCUGGGCGAAGCAGGCAGAGGAUCACAGGGAGCAAGUGCAGAAGUUGCAGAAUGACCUGCGGGAGGUUGUUGAGAGCCAGCUCCACCCGGCCCAGGUGGCGCAGCUGCGUGCUGAUCUCAAGCGAGCGCAGCAUGAAAGCCAGGCGCUCACCAACACGAACAACAUGCUGAAGGAUUCGUUAGCGGCGUUGCAGAAGCUUGUGCCGGAUGGAGCUGAAUGUGGCGACUGCUCGCUGAAGGGGUCUUCUUUAUUCGUUGGCUUCACCUUCGGUGAGCUGAUGGUUUCCCUUGAUUUGCCAUGGGUACCGCGUGCUGGCAUGGACAGCAAGGUGGAAAGCACACGACUCAGGCAGCGUCAGCGCGUGGUGGUUGGGCCCAUGGUGUUCACAUCAGACUUUGACAGCAACAUGGGCCAUGUGGAACUGUUGGCAGACGCAUCGUUUGUUUCGCCCAACGGCCAGCCGACAGCAUCGCAGCUGGAGUACGCGAUAGAUGUUGCGCCUGACUGCGCAGGCACCGACCACGAGAACGGAUACAAGACGUGGUUUUUUUUCGGCAUCUCCGUGGCAGAGCCUGUCGAGCUAGCUGCAGCUCAGCGUCUCCCUUCUUCGGAGGCUUCCCAAAGGCUUUCGCCGGAGGCCCGAAGUCGGGACCUGACGCCCUCCAGCGAUUCAGCUGCCGGCGAAGAUCCCACCGAGAUCCAGGAGAUGGAUGGAGCCUUCCUUUCCGAGGCAAGCAGAGCUCAGGAGAGAGCGACGACACUUCCACAGGUCGCGGAAGGCGAGAUCUCGAUGUUCCUGAAUGUACGGAACAUGAACAACCAGAGCAAGCUCUACAACGAGGGCUACCGGCCGUGGUGCAAAGCUCCCGGUAGCACGUGGAAGCGACUACAGGAUUCAUCGCUGCUGGCCUUUUCCCAUGCGAAGCAGGCAGACGGAUUCUCCAUCCGAUGGCACCACUACUCUCGCCGUGGUGCGGGCACCACGUACUAUGCCUUCUGUGCGCCGUACAGCUAUCUCGACUGCCAGGGGCUCUUGGCGGAGCUGGAGGAGAACUUUGCGGAGACCUUCGCGGAUCCCUACCGGCCCCUUCGGAACAUCUCGCGAUCUCUUGCAGAGACUUACCAGCCCCGGGCAGGCUCUGGAAUCUAUUUGCGGCGGCAGCUGCUCCACAGAUCUCUGCAGGGUCGGCGAGUGGACCUCCUCACCGUAACGGCCUCGCCGGGGCCUGGGAUGGACGAGGUCGACAUGCCUCCCCCGGACCUUCCGUGCCCUCAGAGCGACUUGCCCUUGAAGUUCCCGGACCGACCAAUCGUCUUCCUGUCUGCCCGUGUCCACCCUGGUGAGACCCCAGGGCAGUUUGUCUUCCUCGGGGCUCUGCGCUUUCUCCUUUCGGACGACCCGCGGGCUGCAAAGCUGCGGGACCGUUUUGUGUUCAAACUGGUCCCGAUUCUGAAUCCGGACGGAGUUGCAUGUGGCCACUACAGAACGAACUCUCUGGGCCUCAAUUUAAACCGUCAUUAUGACAAGCCCACUCCGAAGGAGCACGAGGGCAUUUGGGCCACAAAGCGCAUCCUGAGCCACUGGGCCAGGCAGAACCGCUUACUAGUCUACCUGGACUUGCAUGGUCACGCCUCGAAGCGCGGAUGCUUCCUGCUGGCCAACCGACUCGUGGGCCCUGGGCAGGGAUGGAAUGCCGGCUUCGCCCGGCUCUGUCAGAUCAACUCACCCUACUUCGACCUGGAACUCUGCGACUUCGGCGAGGCGGACGACGCAGAGAAGGAAGGGAAGGAUGGCAUGUCCAAGGAGGGCUCGGGACGAGUGGCGGUCUACCGAGAUUGCAAGGUUUGCAACGCUUACACCCUGGAAUGUAAUUACAACACUGGCCGGUUUACCAAGCCGAUGUUGCCUCUCAGGGGCGCUAGGUGGUUAGAAGAGUCUCCCGGCUGCAGCGCGACCAGCGAGGAGCCGGUGCCUUUCACACAGAGCUCUUGGGGUCAGGUUGGUGAGGCUGUUUGCAUCAGCAUCUUGGACUUGUACGGCCACAAUUGCCACAGCCGGGUCCCGAGCACUCGACAGGCCAGUUUACGAGCCUUGCUGGGUCAGACUAUCCGACCGCGGACAGGCAGGACCACCAGGCUGAAGGACAUCCUCCCGAAUGGCGUGGGCUUAAGCCUCGAGGACGUUGCAGCCCGUGAGCGGCCGUGCCGUGGAGCUUGCGGCUGGCAUGGGGUACCGGAAAAACCGGGGCCACAGGAUGCCAAGGAGAAGGAGCGGAGCCAUGUGCAGAAGGAGCCGAGGCCCGUGUCUAAAGGAGGCCGGAAGCCGGAAAGCGAGCCAAGGCCAUCCUCAAAGUCUUCCGUUCGGGCGCAGCCGGGAUCACAGACAGAGCUUCCAGACCGAUCAGAGCCAUCGGAGCGCAGGAAGGCCUCGAAGGAUCGACCGGACUUGGCUUCUGAGCCCAAGAGUUCGCUGCCGAUGAAUGCUCCGAGGGGAACAGAAGGCCCGCUUCCAGACCGAUUGGAGCGCAGGAAGGCCUCGAAGGAUCGACCGGGUGCCAUGGUGACUUCCGAGCCAAAUUGUUCCGCUCCGACGGCGAAGGGAAAGUGUUCCGCUCCGACGGCGAACAUGGAGAGCCCCGAAACGAACAGGUCUCGUUCCCUGGACCUACGGCGGCAGCUCGCUGUGCACAAGGUGGAGCGUCUGCCCUUAGCGCUGUUGCGAUCCGAAACUCCUGAUGCCGAUGCAAAGGGCAAAGAGGGGAGGCCUGGGAAUCAAGUGAAGGAAGGCAGGGCAAUACCACGGAAUGCCAUGCAACUUGUCCGACCUCAGCGCAAGCGAACGAAUUCCUUGGAUGCCAGUCGUAUACCUAAGGCAGACUUUAGCGCCAAAGUGCGCCCGCAGCUGCUUCUAGAGAUCUCCAGUCGAACAGGAGCAGCUGUGACUGUAGGAGCUUGCUGA
Messenger RNA from Symbiodinium necroappetens, 3038 nucleotides. The record is from the annotation of a GenBank genome assembly. Lineage: Eukaryota; Dinophyceae; Suessiales; Symbiodiniaceae.